AUGGGAAGAGCUCCAUGCUGUGACAAAUCUAAAGUGAAAAGAGGACCAUGGUCUCUUGAAGAAGACGCCACCCUCAGGAACUACCUCAACGAACAUGGCACUGCUGGCAACUGGAUUACUCUCCCAACCAAAGCAGGCCUAAAUCGUUGCGGUAAGAGCUGUCGUUUGAGAUGGCUGAACUAUCUUAGGCCAGACAUCAAGCGUGGUAGUUUCACUGAGGAAGAAGACAAUGUUAUCUGUACUCUCUUUAGAAGCAUUGGAAGCAGGUGGUCUGUCAUAGCUUCUAAACUGCCAGGACGAACAGAUAAUGAUGUGAAAAACCAUUGGAACACAAAGUUGAAGAAGAAGCUGCUCGCGGUGGCAGCAAGAAAAAACAUCUUUUCUACCAGAAAGAACAACAUUGCUCAGUUUUCGUCUCCAGUUCCUCCCAAAAUCGAAACCCCUCAAGGCGCCGAGACUGCUUCAUCUUGUCUAAGUGGCACAUUACCAUAUGCUGCGAACACAAGCUUUGUGCAUAGUUUUGAUCAAGCAAAGCAAACUUUGGAACCCUGGUGCAGUUAUUUUUCUGGUUCAAAGCCUAUGGAAGUUUCUGAUUUCGGCAGCACCAGUGAAAGUAACAGUUUCAGUAUUCCACAGUCUCAUCAGGAAGUCUCAAGUCUUCCCAGCUCAUCUAGUUUAGCUCAGCUGGAUCAGAACCACUACUCCUUAUGGUCUGGAUUUGAAGAUUUCAACAUUAACAGCGAUUUCCUUGUGAACUUCGAAUUCGAAACUCCUCCUGGUGAUCAUUUUCUUCCGGGUGGCUUUGGUUAUUAG
Messenger RNA from Fragaria vesca subsp. vesca, 813 nucleotides. RefSeq names its product transcription factor RAX1-like. NCBI's taxonomy places the organism in Eukaryota, Viridiplantae, Streptophyta, Magnoliopsida, Rosales, Rosaceae. The transcript is spliced from 3 exons. The record is from RefSeq and is a predicted model, not a curated record. The coding region runs from base 1 to 813 and encodes 270 amino acids.